GAGUAAAUGCACCUUGCUGUUCUUCUCUGACUCUCUCCUCCAUCCCAGCUCCGCUCCCUCCUUUUCUUUGCUUCUCUUGGGUCCGCGGCCACCGAGCGCACCCUCUCCCUUGCGUAGAUGUAUAUAAGGGACGGAACCUAUGUCUUGACCCUUGUCCAAUUGCCUUCUCCAAGGAGGAGGAAAUAGGACGAAGAACAGAAGAAAAAGAAAGAAAAAUAACUCCCAUAUAUAUCUCUCUCUUGAGUCGCUUCUAGACAUUGAGAAAAGGGAAGGAGGGUGCCAUGGGGAGACCUCCUUGUUGCGAUAAGGUUGGUGUGAAGAAGGGCCCUUGGACUCCAGAAGAGGAUCUCAUCCUAGUCUCCUACAUCCAAGAGCAUGGUCCGGGGAACUGGAGGGCUGUGCCUACUAAUACUGGGCUGAUGAGAUGCAACAAGAGCUGUAGGCUGAGAUGGACUAAUUACCUGAGGCCAGGGAUCAAGCGAGGCAACUUCACAGAAGAAGAGGAGAAGCUCAUUAUCCAUCUCCAAGCUCUUCUUGGCAAUAGAUGGGCAGCCAUAGCUUCUUAUCUCCCAGAGAGAACUGAUAAUGACAUCAAGAACUAUUGGAACACCCAUAUGAAGAAGAAGAUAAAGAAGCUCCAAGCUGGCGAUGGUAGCUCAAUGAGUGGUGGGCUUCCAAGUGAUCAAUCUGUUUCCAAAGGCCGGUGGGAGAGGAGGCUCCAAACUGACAUCCAUAUGGCAAAGCAAGCUUUAAGGGAGGCACUGUCUUUGGACAAGCCUAAUUGCCAAACUGAAUUGAAGUCCUUUACAAAACCAUGCCAACCGGCAACAUCAUCAUCGACGACGAAGUAUGCAUCAAGCACUGAGAACAUAUCCCGAUGGCUUCAAGGGUGGAUGAAGAAUCCACCCAAGCCUGGAGCUGCUCCAUCCAAUUCUGAAUAUGAGCAACAUUCGAUCAACAAUAUGGUUGGGACUGACUCAUCCUCCAGUGAGGCAUCGGCCAGUGCAGCCAACAAUGAUGGCAGUGCAUCGCCGAUUGUUUUUGAAUCAUUGCUCAAUGUUGACUCGUCGACACCAGAGAUGUCUGAAACAAGCCUCUUCCAAGGUGAGAGCAAGCCAAUCUCAGAAGCACAAGUCCAACUCUCCUUGCUUGAGACCUGGCUCAUGGAUUAUUUGGUCCAGUGAAGGUAGUACUAAUCGACAUGCCAUUAAUUAGGUGAUACUACUGAGCUGGUCUAAACUUAGUGCUGUUGGACUGGGUUUUUGGUUCUUUUGUUGUGUAGGCGCUGGGCUGAUUCUGAUUAGAAACAACCUUCGAUGCCAAUGAAAAAGUGUAAAUUCUAAGUAUCCACAUAGACAUGCAGUGUUAUAUAAGUUAGUCCGCUGGAGUUUGAUAAUAAAUUUUAUCUGUAAGAUCUUUAGUGAAAUCUUUGAAUCUCUGUCUUUUGUAAGGGGCUUGGUAUCUCGGGUGAUGUCAGAUAUGUUAUAGGACUUUUUUAGUCUGGUUCGCCUCUGAAUUGUAAUCAAGUGAUGUGGAAAGGAAGGAUCGUUAUGUCCAGAAAAAAUGUGGUUAA
Molecule: messenger RNA, 1573 nt
Organism: Elaeis guineensis (African oil palm)
Lineage: Eukaryota; Viridiplantae; Streptophyta; Magnoliopsida; Arecales; Arecaceae
Product: myb-related protein 306
Biological process (GO): response to auxin
Source: RefSeq, a predicted model, not a curated record